Acanthochromis polyacanthus (spiny chromis) is the source of this 5331-nucleotide messenger RNA. RefSeq names its product centromere protein J (gene cpap). The coding region runs from base 136 to 4119 and encodes 1327 amino acids. Lineage: Eukaryota; Metazoa; Chordata; Actinopteri; Pomacentridae. Gene Ontology annotation, molecular function: tubulin binding. Gene Ontology annotation, cellular component: centriole; centrosome; nucleus. The record is from RefSeq and is a predicted model, not a curated record. Gene Ontology annotation, biological process: cilium assembly; centriole elongation. The transcript has 19 exons.
GCGGGCUUUGUUUUGAUAUGGCGGCAGGCUUCGAAACUUCUGCCUGUUAUGUUUGUAUUCUACACACUUUCCCUCCAGGAAGACUGAUUUUCUCCGGUUUUACGGCAAACCCUGCUUGAAACAACCGCCGUCAUCAUGUCAUCCCCAGCCGGGCUUCAUUAUUCCCAGGCAGACUUCUUAGCCCGGUGGAUGCCAAGUAGCACCAGAGCCGGGGUGAUCCUCAACCCCUCCCCAGACUUGGGUGUUCCCUUGCGGCACGUCUCUGCCGCGGGAUCCCCUCCCCUGAAGCCAGACGACUCGUUCGCCUCAGACUUUGCCCCCUUGCCUGCCUCUGCAGAUAGCAGCUGCCUCGACGUGGAUGGGCUUGCACAGUCGCUUGGAGAGGAAAGGGCUGUAGGUGACAGGCCGGUGAACGGUCUAGUCUCUGUCCCGACGACAAAUGCAAACGGACAGCUGGACAGUUUGGAUGAGAUAACACGGAAAUCUCAGGAUCUGCCUCUUAGAAUGAAGCUAGAACAGUUGAGGAAGUGGCAGCAGCAUAUGCAGGAGCAGCUAAAAGCUCAUCAGUUGGAGGAGCUGCUUCAUCUUCAGGAGGAGCAGCAGAGGCUACUGGGAAUUAUGAAUGGAUCCCAGCACUGCACGGGAGAAUAUGCAGAGAGCUCGGGGGCGUCAGGAGCAGAAUGGGGAGAGGAAACUCUCCACAGGGCUUCUCAUAACAGAGAGAUUUUAAACAGCUCUGGUAUGGACCACCGUGGAGUCUCAUGGGGCUUCCAACCAGAACAACAGCCUGGAGAUGAACAGGAGCAGCUACUUAAUAAACAUCACGAUUACGUAGAGGUUGAAGAUGAAGAAGAAGAUGUGUGGAACUCCAGAGAAGAUGAUCAGAAGCAGAGUGUUGAUAACAGCCAUUUUCCUGGGAAUGAUGGUGUGUUAAUGCAACAUAAUGGUGAAGUCUUCCUUGACAGACCUAUCAGACCAGGUAUUGGGGGACAGAAGCAGACAUUUGAGGAGUUGUUGGAGGAGCAGCUGAGGCUGGAGGAGCAGAGGCUGAAAUCUGUCCAGCAGCAAAAGAGCCACGAUGAAGCUGCGCAGGCUCCUCCCAAGAGAGCCUUUCUGAAGCGAGGCGAGGGGCUUUCUCGUUUCACCAGCAAUCACAAGGCUUCGUUACAUAAAACGGAGAUGAAAAAUGAUCCCAAACCACAACCCCGAGCCAAAUUGAUUUCCCGCAGUAACUCUGAACCUGCAUCUAUCCAGAAAAGUAGUGCAAACGGUAUCCCGCGGCUUCCUGUCCAGCGAAAAACUGCUACGCUCAACAAGGAAAACAGACUAAGGGGACUUGGUUCGCCACCUCAGGAUAUCAGAGCAGAGAGUAAAGCAGCACGAACAAAGGUUCUGGGGAGUCAUCAAAGACAAAACACAGAAGGAACGGAGUCUAUCCAGACCGUCCCAGAUAUCAGACAACCCAAACAACAUCUAUUGGUGCAAGGAAAGGAGCAGAAUAACAAAGUGGGUCUUUCUGUUCAGACCACAAGGAACUUUUUCCACAACGUGCAGCCAAACCCUGUAACCAAACAACUGGGCACAUUAGAAGGUCCAGUAAAGGUUGAAGCUGAUGCCACUAAAGAGAAAAGUUGCAGUUCAAAAGUGGAAAUGACAGAAGGAAGAGCGGGAACUGAAGCAGGAGAUGGAGCUCCACAGGAUUCUUUUGAGCUAUCUUUCCAGGAGAAGCUCCGUCACUGGGAAUGUGACCAACAGCUGGAAAACAUGGAGCUGGGAGAGUUUGAGCUGCUGGAACAAGCUGCUGAAGAGCUGUCGUUCUCAUCCAACUCCUCGUUUGUCACGAAGGUUCUUCAGAUGGACCAGCAGCACCGGCAGCUGCAGGCAGCCAGGGGGCGCCACCAACGACGGCUUUCCUCCACCCCCAUUAAGUCCCCUCCUAGAGAUGCACUUCGCUGGUGCAGCAGUGUCGGAUCUAGUAAAAACAGCUCUGCGAUCUCUGAGGGAUUCGUGGAGAAGAUAAGAGAUGAUGCACUGAAGAACAAAGUGAGCACUGAGGGCAAGGAGGAACAGGACAGUGAGAGAGAAGACAAACAUGAGAUCUCUGACCCGUCAUCCUGCAGUGGCUCUGAAUUUGGAGACCAGGCAGUCGUGGUCAAAAGCACCUGUUGCUUCCCCGCACCAUCCAACCCGCCAUAUGACAAACGAUCUUAUCAAGAUGAGGACAGUUUCAGGGAUUCAGCUUCAGAUGGGGCACAAGAAGAGGAUCAGCAGAGUGACAUGAGCAAUGAUGACUCCACUCUGAUUGAGGACAAAGACAACCAGCCAAGGAGAGUUGUGUUUGAUGACGACGACACGUGGAAUGACUUGGAGGAGGAUGCCAUCGGUACAGCCAACGAGAGUAGAGAAGACAGUCCAGUUCCCAAGCCGACAGCCAGUAGAAUUUCACCACCGGAGAAAACUCUGUUGAGGAAGGUAGCAGUGAGCAAAGUCGUGGAGCUGGAGAAAAGUGCAGUGAACCUGGAGCCUGAUCCUCCUCCUGCCUCCCAGCUCAUGACGAAGUUGUUCCCAUCACUGAAACCAAAAACUCAGAAUACACCUGGUCCUCCUCCGUCUGCUGCUUCUGAGCCCAGAAAGCCAGAGGAGGAAUCAGUCCAACAGGUCCAGUCCAGACAGCUCCGGGAGAGACUGGUGGAGCUGGAGAUUGAGAUCGAGAGAUUUAAGAAGGAGAACGCUGCACUCAUUAAACUCCGGCAGGAGAAUGAGAAGAAACAGGAGAAUCUGAGGAAGGAGUGUUUGGAGUUUGAACAGACAAAAGCCGAGGAGCUGUCAAAGUUUGAGGAAUACAAGAAGGAGGAGAACAAGAAGUUGCAAAAGGAACGCAAACUGUUUGAGAAGCACGCGUUAGCCGCCAGAGCCAUGCCUGACAAGAAGGAACGAGAGGAGAUCCAGGUGCUGAAGCAGCAGCUGAGCUCGCUGCAGGAGGAGUUGAGGCGAAGGGAGAGUCGGUGGACGUCGACACACAGCCGACUGCGACAACAGAUCGACUCCCUCAGCCAGGAGAACAGUUCUCUACGGGACGAGAUCCGUGUGUUGGAAAAGCUGCGCCUCACCACCUUUAAGAAAAACCCUGUCACUGCACCCAAGGACACAGAAACAAAAGAGGGUCCCAAAAUAUCUGAGAACAGCACGUCAUCUGGGUCCAAAGGAGUCACAUUUGCUAGUCCUCUUGACUCCAGAGGAAGUAGCAGCAUCAACCCUCCACAGAGCAGCACUGCAGCAGCCUUGAGAAGGAACUCCAGGGAGGGCAGUCAGGGCGCUGCAGGGAUGAAGAGCAGCCUGAGGAGGCCAUCGGCUCCAAGCGCCUUCUCUUUCUCCUCAUCCUCUUCAUCCUCCUCGCUGCCUGGCAGGAGGACAGAGGACAGGUCAGCAGCUGCCGGCAAGAGCCAAGAAAAAUCACCAAACCAGGAACACUUGAACAGCUGCUCUCCGAAAAGAGAUUCUCCGCCAAAAGAAGCAGAGUGCAGUGAAGCCAAAGAGCCAGAAUUAUCCCAGGAGGUUAUAAGACACUCUGAUGGCAAGAUAGAGAAGGUGCUGGUCAGCGGCGAUCGACUUAUCGUCUUCCCCAACGGGACGAGGAAGGAGGUAUCAGCAGACGGACUGACGGUGAAGGUCACCUUCUUCAACGGAGACACAAAACAAAUGACAGCCGACCAGAGAGUGAUCUACUACUACGCCGAGUCCCAGACCACACACACCACCUACCCAGACGGGAUGGAGGUCCUGCACUUCUCCAACAACCAGACAGAAAAACAUUUCCCAGACGGCCGAAAAGAAAUCACCUUCCCAGACCAGACCGUGAAGAACCUGUUUCCCAACGGCAGGGAGGAGAGCGUGCUGACAGACGGGACCGUCAUCGAGGUGAAACCUGACGGCACCAAAGAAAUCCACUUCAACACAGGCCAGAAGGAGAUCCACACGGCCGAUUUCAAGAGACGGGAGUAUCCGGACGGAACAGUGAAGACAGUCUACAGCGACGGCCGGCAAGAAACCCGCUACCCAACUGGACGAGUCAGGAUCAAAGAUAAAGAUGGGAACGUCAUCCUGGACAACGGGGCGUAGAAACACGGUGCAUCAAAAAGACUUCAAAAGAUUACUUCAGGUCCCUGGACACAAGUAAAGGCUCCAGGAGGUCAGAGAGGAGGCCAGAGGUUGAGCUGCUGGUCAUUUUUUUCAAGGAGAAUGACCCUUAUUUAGGUGAUAAGUUUGAAACUGGAGAGCAUUUGAGGGGCUGUUUGGUUUGUUUACAGCCUUAAUGCUAAGCAGCUGCUGGUUGGAGCUGAAUAUGUAGCACAAAAAACACAAUAGUGGUGGCAGGAAUAUACAUUAUUUUCCAAUAUGUGAAAUUGGUUCUGAAACACUUUAGCGCAGCUGGUUGAACAUAUCAUUUGGAGCAUUUUUUAAUAACUUUUUUCUAUUUGAAAUUGUUUGGCAGAUGAUGGCAACAUUACAUGCAUCAACGGUGUCCUUAUUUCCUUACAUUAACACGCAUUAGCUUUACUUUAUAGCUCCUAAGAUGCUUUCACUACUUCUUUCUAUAUGUAGUGGUCCUUUUAGAAAGAAGCUCCCCUCUUUUUAAAACAUUUAUUCUAAUUGUCUGACAAGCGUUGAAAGUGUUUCAUUCCCCAUAAAACACCUACAAAGUUGGUUUUUUAAUAUGUUUUGAUUUCUGCAUUAUUUUCCUCCAUGCUUAUUUGUUUGGGGUUUUUUAUUUUUGGGUUGUCACAAAGCACUGAAGUUAAGAAAAAAGCACAUGCAUGGAAGUAAACAAUGCAGGUUUAACACAUUCAAGGAAAUCUUUUGUUGUUUUUUUUGCAGAUGUUUUGUACAGAAGGAAAGCCAUGCACUAUAUUUGGUGAGCCUCAAGGUUUCACACAAUGUUCUCAACAGGAACUUUGCAAACAAAUGUCUCAGGUACCUUUUAGCGUUGCACUGUUUCAAAAAUUUGUCUUUAAAGUUAUUUUUGCAGAGAAAUCCUUCUCAAGUCUUAGAAGACGGUCUUUGUUCCAGGAUAUUUCUGGCUCAUGAUCCAAACUAUCAAAUUCCACUCAGUUAUAUACAUCUAAAUUUAUUAACAUUAAAAUACUUUGACUCAUCAGGCUUGAGGAUAAUGAAAUGCUGAGCAGGAAAAAUAUCAGCUGUUGUUUGAAACUGCUUCAUUGUGGUGUGUAUGAAGUGUUCAUCUGAAACAUUUUCAAUUUGUAAAAAUGUUAAAUACUAUUUAUUUUCUUAGUUGUAUAUGUUUUUGUAAAAAAUAAAUUUCAUCUUUUUUAA